Messenger RNA from Archocentrus centrarchus (flier cichlid), 1629 nucleotides. It is a transcript of the gene paqr7a, whose product is annotated as progestin and adipoQ receptor family member VII, a. The record is from RefSeq and is a predicted model, not a curated record. NCBI's taxonomy places the organism in Eukaryota, Metazoa, Chordata, Actinopteri, Cichliformes, Cichlidae. Gene Ontology annotation, cellular component: plasma membrane. The coding region runs from base 132 to 1190 and encodes 352 amino acids. The transcript has 2 exons. Gene Ontology annotation, molecular function: steroid binding; nuclear steroid receptor activity. Gene Ontology annotation, biological process: response to steroid hormone.
UCAGCUGAGAGAUUCAAGCUGUUGGACGUCUUGUGGGAGGAGGAGGAGGAAGAGGUCAUUUCACCGGCGGACACCGAAGGACAGAGGCUCGCAGGAGCUGCCCAGUGUGCAUCCGUCAGCUGCUGAUAAUCAUGGCGAGCACUGUGAUGGAGAGAAUCAGCCGAGUGUUCAUCAGCCUGCAGCAGAUCCGGCAGCUUCCCCGAAUGCUGACUGAGGCUGCGCCCUCCAUGCCCGGCACUCUCAGAGACACUGAGGUUCCCUCCUACUUCAGGGAGCGCUACGUCUGCGCCGGCUACCGGCCGCUCAACCAAAACUGGCGCUACUACUUCCUGUCCUUGUUCCAGCGCCACAAUGAGACCCUCAACAUCUGGACUCACCUGCUGGCAUUUUUAGUGUUGCUGAUCAAAUUGCGCCAGCUCGCCGAAACGGUGGACUUUGCCGAGGACCGCCAUUCGUGGCCCCUGCUCAUCCUCAUCCUGUCCUCUCUGACCUACUCUGCGUUCAGUGUAGCUGCUCAUUUACUGGGGGGGAAGUCUGAGCUGUGCCAUUAUUGUUUCUACUUUCUGGACUAUGUAGGGGUAGCGCAGUACCAGUACGGCAGUGCUGUAGUCCAUUUUUACUACGCCGUGGAUGAAAGCUUGCAUGCACUGGUGAGUGGAAUCUUCAUGCCCACUGCCACUGUCCUCAGCUGCCUUUCGUGCCUGGGAUGCUGCUACGGCAAAUACUGCAACCACACUCUACCGACGUGGGUGCGUAAGGUGUGCCAGGUGGUGCCCUCAGCGCUCGCCUAUACCUGGGACAUUAGUCCAGUGGCCAAGAGACUCUUCUUGUGGUCCAGCAAUGAUCCAGCCAUUAUCUACCACUUUGGCCAGGUGGCUUUCUUUCUCAGCUGUGCCUUCUUCUUCACCUGCCCUCUGCUGGAGCGCUGUUUCCCUGGACGGUGCGAUUUUGUGGGACAGAGUCAUCAAAUAUUCCAUGUUUUCUUAUCCUGCUGCACCCUGUGUCAGGUCCGUGCCUCCUACCUGGACUUUGUGGGCCGCAGGAAGUUGUACACAAGUCUGCGUGGAAGUGGUGAUGCUGCUAUGUUUGUGGGGCUGUAUGUGGUCACUUUGAUUGUAUGUGUAGUAAUUGCUGCCUUAAUGCUGAGGAAAGUGAAACAAGUGCUGGACUUCCAGUCAAAGUCCAAAUAAUAGAGUACGUGGCGUUUAUAGAAAGGGAUUAUUUUUGCUGCAUUCCUUUUAUUUUUAGAAUAACACUGAAUUUUCAUGUAUUAACAAAGUCUGGUGCUCUAUUUGAAAGAGUAAGAUUCUUACAGUUUAGGAAGAUUAUUAAAAAAGAAAUCACUGCCUACAUGUUAUUCUAUCCAUUUACAGUCAUUUAAGUAGAUGGCAUAUGCUUGGAUUUGUUAAAUUGCCAUGUUGGUGGGAUGGUUUAGUAGUGAAGUGAAGGGUCUUUAUUUUUGAUGUGUUGAAAGUGCCUGACUGGUUUUCAGAGAGUGGCCAUAUUUUAUUGAGUGGAUCUUUCCUGUGGUAGAUUUGGUGGCCUCUCUCGAAUAAGCUGAAGAAAACUGAUUAUUUUAUUAAUUUUUUUUCAAAUGACAGCUGUAGAUAUUGUUUAAAGGUGACUGCU